Messenger RNA from Pseudoliparis swirei, 13284 nucleotides. RefSeq names its product tectorin alpha (gene tecta). The transcript is spliced from 23 exons. Bases 6172 to 12762 code for a protein of 2196 amino acids. Lineage: Eukaryota; Metazoa; Chordata; Actinopteri; Perciformes; Liparidae. Gene Ontology annotation, biological process: cell-matrix adhesion. Gene Ontology annotation, molecular function: protein binding. The record is from RefSeq and is a predicted model, not a curated record.
CUCCAAAUGUGUUCCUUGUGGGUCCUAAAAUGAGGGAAUCCCCAUUUGCUCUGGCAUCUUUGGCGAUCUUAUGAUUCCCUGGCAUUUACUGUAGCGCCACCAUAGGGUUGAUACUUUUUAAUGUUGGUGAAAUGUCUUGACGGCUAUAAGAUAUGCCAACAUUAUGUCCCCAAAGGGAGAUUCCCAAUGCCGGCUGACGGUUUCCUCGUGUGACACCAUAAGAGUGUUUGUUUUUAUUUUGGGUGGAAUGACAUUGUAUCAUCGUGUCUUUGGUGAACCUCGGAUUUUUCCACCUCGUGCUUAUGGCAGGCUGGCGUUAUUUGUUCAGGAUGAAAUGUUUUAUCAACUAUUGGAUGGAUUGUCAUGAUGUGUAGCUCAGACAGUAACGUGUCCCACAGAAUGAUUGGUGGUGCCCUGGCUCUUCAUUGAGGAAGACCAUCAAGUCAAUAAUGUGUCCAAUACUUUGUUCUGGGACCAAAUUUCCGCAAAAAUAAUGACAUUCCCAUUGGCCUGAGUUUUACUUUGUGGUUUAGCUCUUAAUAAUCGAGGGUGACGCUAACGCGCUAAACUAAGAUGGUGAACCCAGUAAAUAUACCUGCUUCGCAUUGCCAUUGCUAAUGGUUGCAUGCUGACGUUCGCAUUCAGCUCAAAGCACCGUUGUGCCAACCUACGGUCUCAGAGAUGUUCACAAGGUCAAGUUGAGACUUCGGUUGAAAGAUAGAUGCGGUUGUUGAGCAUAGAUCACACCUUGCUGCGUAAACAGGACCCGGCUGCACCGUCGGUAUUCGGAUCUGCCCUCGAACUGCCCCAUUGCAUUAUGAAGUGGGAUUGAGGGCAGUGGGGCUGAACGGGGCCUAUUGUGUGCCGAGGUGAAGGAGUCAUUGGGUUAAGAUGGUUUGGGUUACUGGAGGGAGGUUCACCAUUGUGAAUGGAAAGGAAGGAGAAGAGGGCAGGGCAAAGCCAACCGCUGGGCAUCAGGGUUGAAUUAGAGUGGCCCAUUCCACGGAUUAGGUGUCUGCCGAAUAGAGCUCAGCGGGUAUCCGGUCCAGGACCUUCUUUGUGAAUGUCAGGCUUGAAGGAGUCUCCAAUACGUGUGAUGCUGGAUACUUUGACCCUGUUCCCACAAGGUGCCCUCCGACUGCAGAGAAAUCGUUUGAUGUCACAUCUGUCUCUUGCUCACUAUCGUAAAGGUGGUAUGAGUCACCCAACGGCAGCCACACUGACAUCGUAAUAGUUCAAAACCUUGGUUAUACUUCGUGCAAUGAUGGUCUUAUGGACAUGAACUGGCGUGGAAUAGUGACGAGGAAACCUCUGGAUCUUUUGUACUCUCAGAGCUCUUCAACGUUCUCAAUUUUCUCUGCCGCGUAGUUACAAAAUCUUCCGAAAAGACUAAAAGAACUUCCACACAGAACCCCCGUAAAAGACUGCGUCCUAUGGUGAGAUCAACGUGCGUCAAUGACCCUGACGAUGCGACCAGCAUACAUCCCAUUUUAGGGGUUGUGUUAAAAAUCAGUACUAUAACACUCAAAUGAUUUAUCCUUUUUACUAUAUGUGUAUAACUGUCCCUGCUGUCGCCACUUAUUUAUCGAUCAAAACCCUUGGGCCAACUCUAUUUGGAGUUUCAGUUCUCGAAAACAGCAGCAUCAGUGAAAUCUUGAUGUUAAACUCAGUUCUACGCUCACAGUGCCCUGCCCUGUGUCCCUCCCACUCACUGUCUAAUUUAGGAGCUCACGCUUAUCUCUCCUCUUCGGUUAAUCUGUUUGCAUCAAAGGUGACAUUUAUUGCUUUUGUUCAGAGCUGUUUGGACCGUCUCCUGCAACCACAAGACAAAGGUCACAGACUGAGUCAUCGAAGUUGAACACUGAGAAGUUGCAGAAUAGCAAAAGGGGUGGAUGCGAGUGAAUGAUUCAGGGAAUCCCAAUUCCUGUCAUGAAAUCGAGUCGUGCGAGUCACCUGACCAGGUCUAAAGGUGACGGUGUGUGUGCCUGUUCAUAAUGGCCACACACAUGGGUUGGAUGAGAAGUCUGUUUACGGGCGAGUUUACGGGCAAUCAAACCAAAAUGAUGAGGUAAAAGACACAAUGGUGUUGAUCAGACUGUCUUCCCAAUCAUUUUUAUGGACUACAUUGUAUCCAGCAAAAAAUAUAUAGUUACUGGUGUCUGCAUUGUUACCACACCAACACAAGCAGAUAGGUUGGUGUUGUCUGGACACACAAAUCCAAUCUGAUCAUUUUUGAAUAUCUUUUUUUGAGAAAUGAAUUGGCCGGCAAUUGCUGACAAUUUGGUGACAAUUAUUUUUGUUUCUCAACCCUUUUACAUAAACAUAUAGUCAUUGAAUGUGUUGUUAAAACAGACAUAUUAAUUAGCCCCGCUAUAAGUAUCGAGAAGAAGAUCAGAGCAUUGUGUUUUUCUUUCAUGUUCUCUGUUCCUCGUGAACUGCUUUGCGGGUCUCUGAGUGGGAAAGCAAGUUCCAGAAACCACCUGUAUCGGCCAAUCUUGAUCCUUCUCACUUCUGCAUCCUUAACAUUUCCCAAAACCCGAAACGCGACAUCAGGAGGCUCCUCCGGCCCAGUGGGUCAGCUGUCAUUGUUUGAUUUUUUGGAUGGGGGGGGGGGGGUCCUCUUUGUGCACCAUUCUCUGUCAAAGGUUGGUUAAGAGUAUGUGUCCAUUUACUCAACAAGACAUGGGGGGUAUAAAAGAAGUAUCCACAGAGACCCUCGAUGCUUCUUAAUGGGAGCCCUCAAACCUGGAGCCUUUCACACAUCUUGCUCCCUGCCUCUCCAAUUACUUCCACUGUCCUCUUGCAACAAAGACCCAAGUGACUGCCCUUUCCUUCCCAGACCCUAUCAGUGUGGAUCCACCAGAGAUUUCUCCUCCAACAUCUAUUGAAAUGAAGUGUCUUGUAUACCCUUGUAAAUGAGGCUGUUCCUAAUUUAAAAAAGGGGGUACAGAGUAUCCAAAGGGACUAAUGUUAAUUCUGUAACUCUACCUUCUACAAAGCUUGAAAAGCAAGGUUUCAGACUGUGUGUGUGUUUCGUUUUUGUGUGUCCAUAAAUGCCCCAGAGUAAUACUGUACUACUUUGGCCAGUUUCUGUGCUCUGGUGUUCGAAAGCUGCCUUAACUGCAUGAACUCUCACAAAGUCUUUGCCAAAGUUGAAGUUCAAUCCAAAGACACGGUCUCUAUUUUAUACAUGCUCAUGACUUCUCAAACCAGAUGUCAAUAACAUUGAACAUCUCCGUAGAACUUAAGCCCCAAAUGUGUUUUUAAAGCUGCUUCAGAUGCUGUUUGAAACAUUAUUUUAAAAAUGGUGUUAGUCGAACAUCAGCGUUUUACAAAGAUAACGGCUGCAGUGUUUUCUCCAAAUUGUCCAGCAAAGACACAUUUUAUCAUCAUUUUAUAGGUGCUAAUGGCAGAUCCUGUACAAAAGGCUUGACAUUCAUCAUUCUCUUCAGUCAUGAGAGACUCUCUUUGUUCUAAACAUUCCUUUUAUACUGCAUUUAAAAUACAUCCACAAGCAGUAAUUAUCUUAGUUUUUUUCAUUUCCCCCCAUCUUUUCCACAUUUCUCACAUCCCCUCACCCCUUCUUACAUAUUGCUCCGUUUCCACUCCCUCUCUUUCUCAUAUUCCUAUGCUGUCCCUCCCCUCAACGUCCCUCUCCUCCCCACCUAUCCCCUUCCCCAAACACCGAUCUCAGAUUAAGUAGAACAGUAUCCCAGGUAAAGUUUGCACCUGCUUUUUAAGGCAACGGUCCUUCCACAGCUUCAACAGGUUCUUUUUAAUCUCAAACAUUUUUCGUGCAAGGGCAUCACCAUUUUUUACCACAAAACACAAACCUUUUGGAUUGUUGUGGAGCUGGAUUAGGACAAUAAUUGCUCUUCUAUCAGGACACCCAGCUCCUCUACAGACCGUCUCCUCUGUUCAUCACUUGAGCAACUAUCACCUCCACUGCCUCAUUUUACUCCCUCCAUCAACAUCUGUGGAUGGUCCCUUGCUGAAUGGGACACAUCUCUCAGGAGGUUGCCAGGUUAGACGACUGAGGUGCUUGAUGUCCAUCUUCUGAAGGCAGGUGAGAGCAUAACGUCCUCCUCUACUCAUUAGAUAUUUCUUUAUUCAUGGCCUGACUGUGUGGCAAAAUAAACCUCAACUUUCAUCAAAAUACUUUUGUCGCUUUUCGAUGCUGCAAAAUUCUAUUUAGAAAACGAUGAUAUCGCUGUUGCUUCAUGAUCUGAUAACUAACACAACUCCCUUAAAGCUUGGUGAAUGUCCACUUCUAAGACGAAAACUGUUAACAUAAACGGUAAAAUAACACAAUUUUAAACUCAAAAUUCAAACUAAUCCUCAUCUUCAAGCCUCAAGUGCAAAAGUACUUACAUUCAAUUAAUGAGCUUUAGAGAGUGAAGCUUUUGAUGAAGCAAGUGGCUUACCUGAUACGGUAAGACUUGUCUGUCUUUGAGCUUGACCCCGUAGAUAAACAUGUUGAAGUGGCUUGCUCAUCUUUUAAGUCCCAGAGGCUUUAUCUUAAUCGCCCCGCUAAAAGGCAACGUGUUAAUGCAGGCCACAUAAGAUGGAGAGUCAAAAGAGCAAUUGUGUUAAUCUUCCUGUUGACGAUGUAUGAUGAGAGGCUGAUGACAUGAGAGCAGACCUCUCUCAGCAGUGGUCACUCACAUCGGCCCACCUGAACACAAUUUACCAUCAAGCUGAAUAUAACUCACACAUUAGAGAGAAUAUUUGAGAGGAUUAUCCUCACAUACCUAAUGUAUCAACAGUAUUGUAUUUAGGACACAACAAGUUAAGCCUCUGGGUAUGUAGUUUCCUAAAUCAUACCAAAGUCCACUCCUAAAUGGCUUUUGUCAGUAAUUAAAACAAAUGGUGGGUCCAGACUGAGCUCCACCAGGCUUUAGGGAUUACACUUCAACAUUACACACCUGUUGUGUGACAAAAUCAUCUCAAAUCAAAGAAUCAAUUUACUAGAUUUGUAUUUAGUGGCGUCAACUGUAACUUCAAGCCAACAGAACACCUGUUACCCUCACUGCAAUAUUUGUGGAUAAUAAAACAAAAAUAUAACCCCAUGCACCAUCAACCUUUGAUAAUUGUAUUUAUAUGUCUCUAUAUGUACAUGUAAGAAGUAUUUCCAUGCAUGAUGUUGAUUGGCUAGGAGCUCGCAGCCCAGCUUGCCAGUGAUCAUCAUUAGUUAUUAUCUUUGAUAAAUUCACAAUGCAUAAAAAAACCUGAGAAAGUUGCUUUCUCAUCUCCAAUUUGACAAAAACGUGGCAGUACCAAAGUUAUAUCAGUUAAGUGUCUGGCUAAUAUCCUCAGUCAUCACCACUGGUUGAUGUCAAAUGCAUGCUGGGAUACUGGUGGGGACUAGAAUCGUGACCGUUUUUUAUUACUAUGGGAAAGUCCACCAUAACACAAAUGCAGACGAGAAUUCACACUGAGAACUGGGACCGAAUGUCUCGGAACUGUCGGAAGAUGUGUAGAGGGGAACUGUUCUAUCUGUGCAAAGUUGGCUGUGAUGUAAAAGCUCAUUAAUGUUAUUUAAUUUACUGAAUGUACAAUUUCUAUAUGGUGAUGAAAGAAAAGUGCCAACGCUGUACACUCUACUUUGCCAAAGGGAGGCUUGCCAAGCCAAGUACUAAACAGUCCCAAAGGGCCACUGCAAGGACCCCGGCUACUCAAACCUACUCACUUAAAGCCAUUAGUGCCCCAGUGGUUUACGUCUCACUCGCUUUGGUCAACAAGGCAUGGAUGGAUCCCAAACAGAAGUGGUAAUGAGGUCCUAAGCAGCCUCGCAGCAUCUGACACAGAGACACUGGAGCAGAGAGGGCCAGUUCGGUCAGCUGCAGGGAAUCAAGGCACAGAGACGCCCGUAGUUCCUGGCUCGCAUGGGACUGUAAGGCAAAUGUGAUCCUGACACAUUGUUCUGGCACGUAUAAUAGGGCCUUUUCACGGCUCUUCGGGGGAGACCUGGGAGCCUAAUCUUAAAGAAGUAAUGUGACGUUGGUUGGAUGGUUCUCCCUCCUUGCCACUUUUGUCUAAGGCUCUUGUUUACGAGGCGUUGUCCCGAUGACUCAUGUCUGCCUGCAGUUGCAUUAACUUUAAGGAAAAGGCAAGACGGAUAAUGUGACAGUUGCUGAGACAUCUCAUUCUGUUUCUGUUUUGUUUUUAAGAAUGGUCAGGCCAGGCUGUCCAGUCAUUCUGCUCCACCUCUUCAGCGUUUUUGUGCUGACGGGAGCUAAUAAGGAUAUCCUGUAUCCAUAUGGACCCGGCUAUAGGGAUCUAGAGACUCCAAAGAUGGAUGAUGGGAGUUCUUCUGAAAUUACUUUACUCAUUCAAUUCAUUUUCUUCAAUGUCCCCUACCGUACCAUCUAUAUCAACAACAACGGUGUGAUCUCCUUCAACGUGCAGGUUAGCCAGUUCACACCAGAAUCUUUUCCCCUGAGCGACAGUCGAUCGUUCAUUGCUCCACUUUGGGCAGAUGUGCACAACGGCAUCCGCGGAGAUAUUUUCUACAGAGAGUCCAUCGAACCAGAAAUACUGGAACGGGCAACGUACGAUGUCCGGAGGUACUUCAAAACCAUGGCCACGUUCACAGCCAACUGGGUCUUUAUUGCAACAUGGCACCAAGUCACCUUCUAUGGAGGAAGCCAGACAACCCCGGUGAACACAUUCCAAACUAUACUAAUCUCAGAUGGCGUGACGUCCUUCAGCAUGUUCAACUACGGAGAAAUCACAUGGAGCACAGGAACAGCCAGUGGUGGAGAUCCUUUAACAGGACUGGGUGGGACCACAGCUCAGUCAGGUUUUAAUGGUGGAGACGUCGGUCACUUCUUCAACCUUCCGGGAUCACGGUCAAAUGAAGUAGUCAACAUUGAACAGACUACCAAUGUAAACACCCCUGGGCGCUGGUUAUUCCGCGUAGACACUGAACUGGUAGAUCCUGCGAACGGCUGCAGCUACAACGGGCGUUUUUUCCGACGAGGGGAAGUGUUCUGGCUGUCUGACCAGUGUUUACAGCGAUGCCGCUGCCUUGACAUUAACAAUGAGGUGCGGUGUCAAGAGGCUUCAUGCGGGCAGCUGGAGACCUGCGAGCAGCAAGAAGGGUCCUUUUACUGCCAGCCGACCCGCACCAGUACUUGCGUGGUAUUUGGCGACCCUCACUACCACACCUUCGACGGCUUCCUGUAUCACUUCCAGGGAACCUGCUCCUACCUGCUGGCCCGGCCCUGCUGGGAGGUGGCGGGGCUGCCUUUCUUUAGCAUCGAGGCCAAAAAUGAGAACCGUGGGGUCGCCUCUGUUUCUUGGCUUCGAGAUGUCACAGUUGAGGUGUAUGGUCACAGAGUCCUGUUGCCCAAAGGCAGUUUAGGGACAGUCCAGGUGGACGGCUUGCUGAACACUUUACCGGUACAACUUGAGCUUGGUGCUGUCAGGGUAUACCAGUCCGGGGUUGCCAUUGCUUUAGAAACCGACUUUGGACUCCUGGUAACCUACGACGGCCAACACUAUGCAUCCAUCUCCCUACCCAGCUCCUACUUCAACAACACGUGUGGCCUUUGUGGUAACUACAACGACGACCCAGCUGAUGAUCCUGUGCUUCCCAACGGCUCGCUCGCAGAGAGCGUCGUGGAAUUAGGAGGCAGCUGGCGAGCAGAGGACACGGACUGGAGGUGUACAGAUGGCUGCACCCAGAACUGCAGCGUGUGUGACGCUAUGACAGAAGCCUUCUACUUUCGCUCAGACUACUGUGGGCUCAUCAACAAAACCGACGGACCUUUUCGGGACUGCAGAGCUGUCGUGGACCCGACAGCCUUUGUGUACAGCUGUGUAUACGACAUGUGUAGCAACAGGGAUAACAUCACCACGCUCUGCCAGGCCAUCCAGGCCUAUGCUCUGGUCUGCCAGGCCCUUGGUGUCACGAUACGACCGUGGAGAUCUCGUACCUUCUGCGCUUUGUCAUGUCCCGAGUUCAGCCAUUACCAAGUUUGCACAACUGCCUGCCCCGCCUCCUGCUCGGACCUCACCGCUCCCCUGUAUUGCGCCCACCCUUGCACUGAGGGCUGCGAGUGCGACCAGGACCGCGUUCUCAGCGGCAGCCGCUGUGUUCAGCUUGAUGACUGCGGCUGUGAGCACAACGACCUCUAUUACCCUCUUAAUGCCACUUUCUGGGCAGGCCCCAGUAGUGAGGAAGGUGAAUGCACCCUCAGCUGUGUCUGCGGACUUGCUGGGGAAGUCUCCUGCUUUAACGACUCCUGCAAGGAGGGUGAAGUGUGUGUGGUGGAGGUGGGCUUGCUGGGUUGCUACCCUCGAAGGGAGGGAGUGUGCUCAAUCACCCAGAAUUCAGUGACCACCACCUUUGAUGGCACCUCCCUGCCCAUCCCAGAUGACAGCUCCUACUACCUGCUGAAGCUUUGCAGUGCAGUGCCAGCUAAUGGCUCGAUGGUUGAGGUGAAGAUGGGCAGGCUGCUGGCAAACAAAGGCCCCACUUGGAAAAGACCUGUGAUAGUUACAGUGGCUAACCUGGAAGCUCAGAUAGGAGGAAUAGAUUUCGAUAUAGUUAAGGUGAAUGGCGAACCAGUGGUGCUCCCUUAUGUCCAUCCGAUGGAGACAAUGAUGAUCUACAAAGCACCAGGCAAUGCCACAGUGGUGGAGUCCCGUGGACUGCUCCGUGUUCAGUACACUCGCCAGGGAUUCCUGAACAUCUCCCUCUCCACCCUCUUCUACAAUGUUACUUGUGGUCUAUGUGGCGUCUUCAAUAGCAAUGCCACCGAUGACCUUCGUCUUCCAAAUGGACGCCUGGCGGAUUCUACUGAACAGUUCACAGAUGGCUGGCGGGCCAUUGCUGAUGACCUCAUCUGCAAUGGUGACUGCGAUGACCUUUAUCGGAUGUGCACGGACUUGCGUCUCUACCAGAACCCUUGGAUGUGUGGCAACAUCAAUGACCCGGGGAAUAGUUCAUUUCUGGCAUGUCAUGCAGUGGUCAACCCCUCACCAUUCUUCAGGAACUGCUUGUAUAACAUGUGUGUCAAGGGAGGGAAUCGUUCGGCGCUGUGUUCUUCACUGCAGGCCUACGCCACCGCCUGUCAGGACGUCCAAGUAGUACUUGCUUCCUGGAGGAGUGUCACCAACUGCCCUCUUCCCUGUGCACAGAACAGCCAUUUUGACGAGUGCACCGGUGCCUGCCCCCUGACCUGUACCAACUUGGAUGACCCCGUCGAGCCAUGCCCUCUGCCGUGCCAGGAAGGGUGUCAAUGCGAGGAAGGCUUCGCACUUCGGGACGGCGAGUGUGUGGCACGCAGCGAUUGUGGCUGCGUGAGCCACGGGCGCCAGCUGGCCACGAAUCAGACUUUCUGGACAGACUGGGAGUGUCAGGAGCGCUGCCACUGCAACGGCUCUGACAACAGCGUCUACUGCCAGCUCGCGCCCUGUCACCCUGAGGAGUACUGCCUGGAGAACGACGGCCUGUACGUUUGCCAGCCGCGCACCGAGGCCCUGUGUCUGGCGGCCGGUUAUGGACAUUUUCUGCCGUUUGGCAGCGUCCCGUUUGAACUGCAGAGCUCGUGUACUCUAAAGUUGGCCACCACCAGCUGCGGGAGAGAGAACGGGGACCACGCAACCACGAGUGACACGUUUCCUCAAUUUAAAUUGGCAGCUCGUAAUGAGGACAGGGACACAGGCCAGGCCAUUUGGGUGAGGGGCUUUGUGCUGGAGGUCUACGAGUAUGAGAUUGAAGUGUCUCGAAGCUACAAAAACACUGUCACGGUGAACAAGGAGCGUUUGUACCUUCCUCUGAAACUGGGGCUCGGGAAGGUCAACAUCUUCUCCUGGGGCAUGCAGCUCAUCGUGGAGACCGAUUUUGGCCUGAAGGUGGCCUUUGACUGGAACACCCUCCUCCUGUUGACUUUGCCCCGCGACCUCUACAGCUCCUGCUGCGGCCUCUGCCAGGGCAUGCCCUUGUCCCCUCCCACCCUGACCACCACUGACUGGGGCAUGGCCUGGGCAGAGCGGGACACCUUCUGCCAGGUGGGCUGUGGCGACUCGUGCCCGCGCUGCGGCCUGGGAGAGACCAGCGCCGUGAACGACUCCCCUCUCAUGGUGGCUGAGGUCGGCAUGGACCUCGACACAGACGACGGGGGAAAUGAAGCGGACGCAGGCAUACGCUUCCACGUCGGCAAUGGCCUGUAUGUGUUUGUGGAGCCCGAGGCGGUGCGGCUCUGCGGGCUCAUUGUGGAUCGGGGUGGUGUGUUUGCUCGUUGUCACAGCAAGGUGGCGCCGGCGUUUUUUUAUCAAAGCUGCCUGCAGGACACCUGCUUGGACCAGGGAGCUCAGGGUACAGUCUGUAACUGGCUGCAGAUCUAUGCCGGCACCUGUCAGACCCAAGGGGCGACUGUUUCCGGCUGGAGGAGCGACACGCCGUGUGCCCACAGCUGUUCCCCAAACAGCCAUUACUCCAGUUGUGUGUCGGUUUGCCCGCCCCAGUGCGCCUCCGCCCGCGGCCAGAGGGACUGCAGCCAGGAGUGUGUGGAGGGCUGCCAGUGUGACCAGGGAUACGUGCUCAACGGCAAGGGCUGCGUCCUGCCUCAAAACUGUGGCUGCUACACUGAUGGCAAGUACUACGAGCCCAAACAGCUGUUUUGGAACAGUGACUGCACCAAGCGCUGCCAGUGCAUCGGCCGAAACCUGGUCCAGUGCGACCCGAGGCGCUGUAAGGCCGAGGAAGAGUGCACCCUGCGCUACGGGGUGCGGGGCUGCUUUGCGCGGCGCUCCCAGCACUGCGUGGCGUCCGGCGGCGGCGUUUUCAGGACCUUCGACGGGGCGUCGCUGCGGCUCCCGGCCUCCUGCUCCUUCGUCUUGUCCACGAACUGCCAUAAGCUGCCCGACCUCUCCUUCCAGCUCAUCGCUAACUUCGAUAAAUGGACCACACCCAACCUCACCACCAUCUCUCACGUUUACCUUUACAUCAAUGAGGAGAACAUACUCAUCUCCGGCAGCACUGUCAAGGUCAACGGCACACCGGUAUCAGUACCGUUUGUAACCGGGCUGAUGACACGUCUGUCGAAGGCCGAAGGUUUCAUCGUCAUCGACACGCCGCAGGACAUCCAGGUUCGCUACAACCACUUCAACACCCUCACCAUCACGAUGGGCCAGCGGCUCCAGAACAAGGUGUGUGGCCUCUGCGGGAAUUUCAACGGAGACCCCGGUGACGACUACAUCACCUCCAGGGGGAAGCCGGCCAACAGCGCCCUGGAGCUCGCCCAGAGCUGGAAGACCAACGGUAUGCAGGACAGUUGUGAUGAAACCCAGUUCGUGGCUCUGGCUCAGUCCUGUGACAACACGGCGGUGCUGGCGCUGCAGAGUGAAGACGCCUGUCAGAAGCUCACCCAGCUGAAGGGUUUCUUCCAGCCGUGCCACGGCCUGCUGGACCCCCUCCCCUUCUACCAGUCCUGCUACCUGGACGGCUGCUACAAUCACCAGAAGGCUCAGGUCUGCGGCUCCUUGGCCGCCUACGCCGAGGCCUGCCGCUCCAUGGGCACCCUCACCACCAAGUGGAUCACCCAGGAGAACUGCUCAGAAUGGAUCUACGACCCCUGUGCGGGAGAGAUCUGCAAAAACUUCACCUGUGAGCUGGAGAACGGAGGUGACCUGUGUGGCUGCCCGGAGUUGCCAGCCAGCACCGGAGUUGACGAUGACAUCAUCCAGGCGGAGGUGAACUGUAAGCAUGCUCAGAUGGAGGUCUCCAUCUCCAAGUGUAAGCUCUUCCAGCUGGGCUUUGAGCGCGAGGACGUCAGGGUCAACGACGAGCACUGUGCCGGUAUUGAGGGAGAAGACUUCAUCUCCUUCCACAUCAACAACACGAGGGGCCACUGCGGCUCCAUCGUGCAGUCGAAUAGCACUCACAUCAUGUAUAAGAACACCGUGUGGAUCGAGAGCGUGAACAACACCGGGAACGUCAUCACCAGGGACAAGUCCAUCAACGUGGAGUUUUCCUGCGCCUACGAACUGGACCUGAAGAUCUCGCUGGAGACUGUCCUCAAGCCCAUGCUCAGUGUGAUAAACCUCACCUUACCAACCCAGGAAGGAAACUUCAUCACCAAGAUGGCUCUCUACAAGAACUCCUCGUACCGAAACCCGUACAGGGAGGGCGAGGUGGUGCUGAGCACGCGCGACACCCUCUUCGUGGGCGUCUUUGUGGAAGGGGCCGACGAAAACCAGCUCAUCCUCAUCGUAAACAUGUGCUGGGCCACGCCGUCCCGCUACAGCAGCGACCGACUCCGCUACAUCAUCAUAGAGAGAGGGUGUCCAAACAUCAAGGACAACACCAUCGGCAUGGCGGAGAACGGCGUGUCGCUCACCUGCCGCUUCCACGUCACGGUCUUCAAGUUCAUCGGGGAUUACGAGGAGGUCCACCUCCACUGCGACGUCACCCUCUGCGACUCCGAAACGAACGCCUGCAAAGUGAACUGUCCGCACAAGAGGAGGAUGUACUCGGAGGACAGUGGUCAUAAAGAGCACAUAUUGAGUGUGGGACCCAUAAGGAGGAGAGUAUCAGACUGGUGCGAGGAGUUAAAUGGAGGCUGUGAGCAGAUGUGCACCAGUAAGACGACCGGACCGGUGUGCAGCUGUGUGACUGGGAUGCUGCAACGAGAUGGGAAGAGCUGCCGGACUGCGAGCUCGAGCGGUGACCUCACACCUGCGGUUUCUCUGCUGAGCAUCAGCGCUGUGAUCUCCGUGUUCCCGGCUCGUAUUCACGCUCUCUUCUCCUAACACCCCGCGAGCACAUUGGCCACGUGGAGAGGAGCACAAGCACAGAAAAGACUGGAAGAUGCACACAGUUCAUCCAGCAUUAAUUAGCCCGUAGAUCAGCUGUGUUCCAGUCAAAAUAUCCAAACAGGACAUAAAAAUAUUCAAACAGACACAACACACAUUUACAAAUGUUGACGCAACCGAAGGUAACUAAACAAGAAAAGUCGUCUCCUUCACCUCCUGCGUUAUUUUCACACAUCAGGAGACCUCACUGUGUAUUAUCAUCUACUUAAAGCUACCAUAAUUUUUUUCUCUACCUUUUUCAUCAAAUUAUUCUGAUGGCUUUUGUUUGUAGUAAAAUGUGUCCAAUUACGGUCCGUCCACCGUGUUAUUUUUUAUACUGCCACCAGAUGGCGCCAAAGCAAGUCAUUUUCCUGUCCCUGUAUUUUAUUGUGUUUAAGGCGGUCAUUCCUGAAGGCUUGGUCCCGUAGGUGGGACCCUGGAGAUGUUAUUCGGGUGUCCAAAUAAAUUUGCAGAACUUCA